GAUUCACAAUUCGCAGCAGAACCGUGCCAAUCAGCAGUCGUAGUAAGGUUGCAGGAGAGCAAAGCUGUUCCAACUGUUCUGAUUGAGAAGUCCGGGUUCCCCUAGUACAACUUUUUCAUGGUUUACAACUGGACGGGGUGGUGUGUGCCGAAUUGUGAAUCUGGAUUUGAUUGGAAAAUUAUUCACAUCCCUUUCCAACUGACAGUGAGCGGUGUGGAAGCGACCCGUGUUAGCGACAAAUUACACGCGUGCGACUUUUAGGUGUAUUGCCGUGCGAGAAAGUCAGCAGCGAACGAAGUGAAACCGGAAGUGUUCAGCUGUGUCCCCCUCCGAGAACUAGAGCUGCGAUUUCAUAAAAUCCCGAACCCAACAUGGCUGUGCUGCAAUCGAUAAUCCUGGCCAGUGUCCUACUGCUGAUAUUUGUUGUGCAACGAGGUGAUGCGAUCAAAUGCUUCGUGUGCAACAGUGCAGAGGAUUCGCAGUGUUCGUACGACAUUCCACCGAUGGACAUGCAGACAGAUUGCGACACCUACAAGGAUGGCAAUAAGUAUACCUUCUGUCGGAAGAUUGUCCAGUCGAUCGAAUUCUCCGUCAACAAUCUUCCUCCGGAUACCAGAGUGAUCCGUGGCUGCGGAUGGGAUGAAUCUUCCUACAAGGGUAAAUGUUAUCAGCGUUCCGGUUUCGGAGGUCGUCAGGAGGUCUGUGCCUGCUUCGAGGACAACUGCAACGGUGCAUCAUCGCUGCAUGCCACCCUCGGACUGUUGCUAGCUGCUGCCCUCGCCUUCUUAGUUCGUGCUUAAUCUCGUUGUGUGAAGAUGGAGAAAGAUUUAGUUUUUGAUAAAACAACACUCCCUUACCGCUGUUUAUUCUUAUGUUGAUUGAAUUUAGAGUAAUGUUACCGACUAUAGAAACGACUAAUGAACAACAACACUAAUUUAAAAAUGCAGAAUACUAUAAGCAGUUGAUAGAUCCGAGCAUAAGGACACGCUAUGAAGUUAGUAGGCAUUUUAUAAUCUGUUCAGAAACCUAUGCUAUAUUGGAAGGCGUAUGGUAAGAAUCGAAUAGAUUAAACAAACAUCAUAUUUGAUAGUAUAAAUACAAAUCGAGACGAUAAUGACAAAACCAAAAAUCCAGUUGCGAUUAUUUUGUUCCAACAGUCAUUGGUUUAUUUUUCAGUUACACGACCAGAUUAGCUGAAUGAUUUGUAAAUUCGCUCAUAACGGAUUAGUUUUUUAGAAGUCUGCCUAAAAAUAAAUAAGCAGUUUGAAACGAAAGGAAUUAUGUUUCGGUUCCGUCCCAGAAAGAAAAAUAAUCAAAUGCAAAGUGUUCAGUGAAGGUAACAUUCGCUCGUAUGAUGUUUUUAAUAAUUUGUUCACUCAUUGGCGUGCAAGGGCAGUCGAAGGUGAAGGUGAUUGAGCUGGUGUUUGGUACUCGAAGACAAGUAUUGGUACUAGCAAUAUUAUGUAAAUAUAUGUACUGUAGUUUGUGAGUGUUCAGUUUUAAGUUUAGCAAUGGUCACAGUUUGAAAAUGGAGGUACAUUCAAGAAAAACCUUUUGAACAUUAUGCUAAGUUCGAGUAUAGACUACCGGAAUAAAGACAAAUAAAAUAAAUUAUUUCGGUUCAAGUUAACAUGAUGAUUUGUUCAGGAUGAGGUUUUAAAUCGGUUUUCAUUGGGACCUCCGUGAAGGCAAAAGAAAUGUAAAACCUGUGCUGCCAGUAUAUUUGUUUCUGUUGUAGCUAUUGCGCUAUAUAGUUAGUCGGAAGAACUAUCGAAAAUGAUGAAUGUGAAUUAACUAAACAAGUAACAUUCGCUUAUAGUAGAGAUUUAUCGUAACUGUCAACAAAAAAAAACAUAUAAAUACUACGAUGCUAAGAAAAUACGAUGUUAAGGGGUUUCUGUUAGUGAUACAGGACUGCCCGUGGAAGGAAUGAGUUCGCCACAUUUGGGACGCUUAGCACUUGAAAGUGUAUUCCUUCCACCAGUCGCUUCACCUCCCGUAAUAGAAUCUACACGUUCAUGUUACUUAGUUAGUGAGCACCCAUUGAAUCUAAAUUUUAUUUUCUACUAAUAUCUCGGUCAGGAGAAGAUAGUAUUUAUUUUACUUUUUAUACGAGAUUAGUAGUCGGUGCUGGCUUAGCGGUAAAGCAUUGUAUUUUGCUGAUCAGAAUAUUUUUUGGAACAUAAACGGAAAGAAAACUAGCGUUCUAAGAUUCACAAUAGUGUUAUGUAAGAACAAAUUAAAUAAACGAAAAUAUACUGCUUUAUACGCUGAAUGAAAUCGAACUUACAAUAGAACAGUGUUAGAAUUUAAUAAAAUGUUUCAAAACAAAAUCAUAAAACACAAAAAAGAAAACGAACUUGUAGAGUUAAGCAAACUAUAACUUCGGUAUAUAACUAUACCUACAUCCUGUCGUUGAAUGUUCUGAAGGAACAGAUAGAUCGGCUGCUAUGUUUCGCAUCCUACUUCGAGUUUAACAAAAAAAGAACCAGUUCAUCAACCUGGAAUGCUUCGUUCUAAGCGACAUAAACCAACUUCCGGAAAACCCGCAACUUACAUCGCAUUUACAACUACUCUCUGCAACCAUCGGAUAUCGUUCGCAAUCGUUUUUCAACAACACAAUUUCUUCGAAAUGUUUUAUUUAGACAUUUUACUUUGCUAAAUGAAGGUUUUCUUUGUAUUACAAAAUUGAAUUCAGAAAAGGCUUUAAGAACAGGAUCGGUAAUUAAAGAUCUAACAACAUCAAACACGUUUAGGACAAAUAAAUAAGAAAAUUCAGUUUUAGUCUAACAAAA
Topomyia yanbarensis is the source of this 2795-nucleotide messenger RNA. RefSeq lists its product as uncharacterized. The record is from RefSeq and is a predicted model, not a curated record. The coding region runs from base 372 to 800 and encodes 142 amino acids. Gene Ontology annotation, biological process: regulation of synaptic transmission, cholinergic; positive regulation of voltage-gated potassium channel activity; sleep. The transcript has 5 exons. Lineage: Eukaryota; Metazoa; Arthropoda; Insecta; Diptera; Culicidae.